GUAACUGCGCAUGCGUGGAAAUCCGUAGCAACAUCUCUGACGAGCUGAAAUCCUGUCAACAUGUCUGAAAUUGAAGAAACGUUGAAGAGAAUCCAGUCGCACAAAGGUGUGAUCGGCAUUAUCGUAGUCAACGCAGAAGGUAUUCCAAUACGAACAACAUUAGACAAUUCAACGACAGUUCAGUAUGCUGGAUUGAUACAUCAGUUGGCAGCAAAAGCACGUAGCACUGUUCGAGACAUUGACCCACAAAACGACUUGACAUUCCUUAGAAUUCGAUCAAAGAAACAUGAAAUCAUGGUUGCACCAGAUAAGGAAUACCUCUUGAUUGUUAUUCAGAACCCAAGAGAAUAAAUGGCUGCCAACGUUUACUGAAGAUAUUUUCACCCCGUCUUCUUGUGCAACAUCAGGGCUUGAACUUCACACAAGUUAUUAAAGGCAAUAGCCUAUAUUAUUCCUGUAUGCUAAGGCAAAUUUAUAAAUUUUGGCUUUGAACUCUGAAGUUCAAGCCCUGCAACAUAAUGCUCAAUUCUUUUACAAAUUAAUAAAUUUCUUCUCCAAGAUGUAGUUUAUGUAGACCGUAUAAAAUUAAUAAAAUUGCAGUUUAAAUUGAAUAUUACAAACUGAAUGGCCAAUUUCUCAUCAGGUUUGGGAUAUUUUCAUCUUAUUUUUUCAUGUAUUUAUAUUUUGGCAUACCCAAUAUGAUAAGCAUGUAAUGUACAAUUUGAUUCAAUCUGAGUGCUGUCAUGGAAUAAAAUAAUUGUUUUUUCUUCACAGGAAA
Saccoglossus kowalevskii is the source of this 778-nucleotide messenger RNA. Its product is annotated as dynein light chain roadblock-type 2. Gene Ontology annotation, cellular component: cytoplasmic dynein complex. Gene Ontology annotation, biological process: microtubule-based movement. The record is from RefSeq and is a predicted model, not a curated record. Lineage: Eukaryota; Metazoa; Hemichordata; Enteropneusta; Harrimaniidae.